Messenger RNA from Meloidogyne enterolobii, 465 nucleotides. The record is from the annotation of a GenBank genome assembly. Lineage: Eukaryota; Metazoa; Nematoda; Chromadorea; Rhabditida; Meloidogynidae.
AUGAGAGGGACUUGUACAAAAAAUGAAUUUAUUCAAAUUGCAACAGUUGAUCCUGAAACUCCUGCUUAUAUCAGUGGUGCUCUACCUGGAGAUAUUAUUUGUAUUCUCGGCGCAAGAAGGGAAGAAGUUUAUAAAAUUUUGGAUCUUUUUUCUGUUGGUGAAUUUGUGAAUUUUCAGCUUUGUCGUGGCUAUGCCAUGCAAGAGACAGUGGAUAAUCGAAUUUAUAUAAUGCGCGGCAUUUCUAGCUGUUAUUUUUCAUUCAUCACUAGUCCAGCUUGGCAUUAUUUGUUGGUUGAUAAAGAUAAGAAAAAAGCUUUUCUUGGAAAAUGCAAGACGGGCAGCAUGGAUGUCGCAAAUUAUGGACAAAUUUUAUAUUCAGGAUGGGGUAAAGAUCCUCCACAGGACAUAAAAGAUAAACUUAACGAAGAAUAUGGGACUGGAUCUGAAGAAGCAGAUCGGAUUUAA